This is a messenger RNA of Colletotrichum orchidophilum, 837 nucleotides long. RefSeq names its product phospholipase/Carboxylesterase superfamily protein. Gene Ontology annotation, cellular component: cytoplasm. Gene Ontology annotation, biological process: protein depalmitoylation. NCBI's taxonomy places the organism in Eukaryota, Fungi, Ascomycota, Sordariomycetes, Glomerellales, Glomerellaceae. Bases 1 to 837 code for a protein of 278 amino acids. The transcript has a single exon. The record is from RefSeq and is a predicted model, not a curated record. Gene Ontology annotation, molecular function: palmitoyl-(protein) hydrolase activity; carboxylic ester hydrolase activity.
AUGCCUCCCCGGAUCCCAACCCAAGAAGACUUCGAACAAGUCCAAAAGGUUCUACCCCUAGCCCUCGCCUUUCCAAACCCCCCGGAAUCCACAACCGCAAUCCUCCUCCUCUUCCACGGCCUGGGCGACUCCGAAGCGCCCUUCGCCUCCUUCGCCCGCGCAAUGUCCCUCCCCGGCGUCCUCUCUAUCUCAGUCCGCGGUCCCUCUCCGCUGCCCCCGUCCAUGCUGCCCGAUGAUGGCCCUUCCUCCACCAGCUCCUCCGCUGGCGCUGGCGCGGGUCACUUCCACUGGGGCGACGACAUUACCUUCGUCCCCUCGACAGACUCCCUCGCCCCGGACCCGGGCUUUUCUAAAUCCUCCACCCUCGUCGUGGACCGCCUCAUUCAUGAGACCCUCGUCGCCCGCUGCGGCUGGGAGCUCAGCGACAUCAUCCUUUUCGGCUUCGGCCAAGGAGGGUCCCUGGCCUUGGGCAUCGCAUCGCAGCUCCGUCUCGGUCAAAAGGUCGUUGAUGUGACAGAUGUUCCCAGCCCUGCUGCUUCUGCAUCCAAACCCAAGAGGAGUGAUGGCCACUUUGACGAAAACACGCUCAAGGGCGUCCUCUCCAUCGGAGGUCCCUUGCCGCACUCCAUGGUUCCGACAGUCAGCACGCGGGGGAAGUGCAAGACGAAAGCGUGUCUCGUCCAGCUUGAUAACGACGCCUUCGAUGCCGUAAAGGAAGAGUUUCUCGACGUCAGGCUCGUAAAGUGGAAGAGGAAAGACGCGGCUAUGCCCCGCGAUCGGGAGGAAAUGUUCCCUCUGAUGAAGUUCCUCGCAGAAUGCCUCAAGAGUGGAUGGUGA